AUGUCUUGUUGGAGUGUGGCCAAGAUAUUGGCUAAUUACAGUAUAACUUCACAGGUACCAGAUUUGUCGAGCAUAAGCAAGGUUGUCCGAACUCUAGAUCUUUCUCAGAACAAGUUAAGUGUGUUGCCACCAACUGUGUGUGAUCUCUCCAAUCUCAAACACCUCAAUUUAAAUGGAAACAAAAUUAAUAAUCUGCCACAAGAAACAGGAAGACUGACAAAACUGGAAUCACUCUCUCUGGUGUCAAACCUUAUUGUUUCCCUGCCAGCAUCAAUGUCUGAUCUCAAGCACCUUAAAUCAGUCAUACUCAGUGAUAACAAGAUGACAGAAUUUCCAUUGGUACUGUGUGGGCUGCCCCAGCUGGAUGUUGUAGAUCUGAGUGGCAACAAUAUUACUGCUGUUCCUGAUGGUAUAGAAGAUCUACAAGCAGUGGAGCUAAAUCUUAAUAUGAACCAGAUAUCAGCAAUAUCGCCUUCUGUGGCUUCGUGUCCUCGCUUGAAGACACUCCGCCUGGAGGAGAAUUGCUUAGCACUAGCAAGUAUACCUGAAGAGCUGUUGGUUGACUCUCAAGUAUCCCUCCUCUGUGUUGAUGGCAACUUAUUCAAGAUGAAAGAAUUUGAGGAAGUUGAAGGUUACACUAAGUACAUGGAGAGGUACACUGCCGUUAAGAAGAAGAUGUUUUAGAUUGCUGCCUUGAAAUGUACGUUAUUUAUGUAUAUGUGUGUGUAAUACAAGCCCAUUGCUAAACAAGACAGCAAAAAGUUACACAUCUUUGAAACAAGAACUUCGAAGAGGACAAGAAAAAGAAGAAAACAAGAGGUACAUUGUAUUAUUCUCUCUAUAUUGUUUCUUAAAGCACAAUAGCAAAAACACUUAAAUGCUAGUAUUGAAAUAGAUAACAGAGCAUAUUGGAUGGAUUUUUUUUUUUUUUUUUUUUGCAAGCAUGUCUAUUGGCUUGCAUUGCAGUUGAUACCCUUGUAUCAGAGUAAACAAGUUUUUACAGAAAAUUGUGUGCAGUUAUCCCUUUGGUUUCUAGAUAUAUACCUUAUGCAUAAUUAUUAUUAAUAAAGCUUGAGAGUAAUGUAGUGACCCCAGCCUGGAACCAAGUAAUUUCAUAGAUUAUCAUACAUAAUCUGAUAUAAACCUUGGUAAUAGAUAUCGAUAAAUUGGUUUAGAAAGACGUGAGCAAACACUAGGACAUAUUUAUUAGAAAACGUUUCAGUCAUGGGACCUUGAUCAUUUCUAACAUACAGAGGCCAAAAAGGCAGUACAGUACAUGUAUAUGUAGAUGGAGAGUGAGGUGCGAGUGACACAUGGUGACCUGAAGAAUGUCAUAUUGGGAUGAGGACAGGUAGACAAUGGGAUCACGUGACUCAUAUGUUGUUAGGUAGGUGGUGCUUUGCCUAGUUAACCCACAAACGGUCCAAACGUAUAUAUACGUUUUUUCAACAUUUGGAAGUAUGUAAAAAAAGUAGAUCAUCUUUUUUGUUUUACAUUUGAAAACGUGUAAAAAAAAACUUUGAUCUACUUUUUUUUUUGUUAUAUUUGAAAAUAUGUAAAAAAAAAAGUAGAUAUACUUUUGGAGCACUAUGCAUAUGAAUGUAGAUCUGCUUGGACCGUUUACUGGUUAAAUAUCGUGUAUGCAGAUUUUUUUUUGAAAUUUCCAGUAUUAUGUUCUGUGGUGUCAGUGACGGUGAUUAGUGAGUGUUCCAGACAUUGUUGGCAUCUAAUCCUGUUCUGUGAGGACACGCUGCGCCUCAUCCCAAUUCAUCAAAUGUCCCGUGGAGGACACGGGUAUAUCUUACGUGGUCUCUGUUGCUGGUGCUUUGAAGUUUGUUGAGGUGGACCAUCCCAUGCGGAUACUCUCCCAAGAAAUAUGUAGGGAAAGCAGACAGCAAUCUUUCAGUGCGCCUCAAUGAACAUUGAAAUUCAGACAACGCAGACAACUUAAGGUACACUUGUCCUUCAUGGGACAUUUGAUGAAUUGGGAUGAGGCACAGCUCAUCCUCACAGAACAAGAUCUUAGAAGCCUCAUUAAUCACUGUCAUUGACACUAGAGAACAUAAAGAACAAAAAGGCACAAACCAUGACUGGAACAAUACACAAAUAACCCUGACAGAUAUUUCAGCCCAAGAUGGACUGAUAAGCUUCUUUCUUCUAUGUUUGAGUUAUUUGUGUACCAGAGAACAUAAUACUGGAAACUACAAAAUUUCAGAAACAUUAGCAUAUGUGAUACUCAACCAGGCAAAGCACCAUGUACCUAACAACACAAAAGUCACAAGAUCCCAUUGUCUGUCUGUUCUCAUCCUAAUAUGGCAUUCUUCAGGUCAUCAUGUGUCACUCGCACCUCACUCUCCGCCUCUUUAACCUCUGUACGUUCAAAGUGAUCAAGGUCCCAGGAUCAAAACGUUUUCUAUUAAAUAUGUCCUAAUGUUCGUUCAUGUGUAUUUCUAAACCAAUAAUAAUUUGAGUUGAAAUGUCCCUGUGUGUUUGGCAAGGCAGCUGUGUGAAGAUUGCUUGUGAAUAUGUUUCAUUCUUUUGGUUGCCCUACUUUCAGAAGUAGUUCAUGUGAUAAAAAAAAAAAAGCAAACCUAAUUAUACUUACAAAAAUUCAAGAGUAAUAUAAUGACUCUGAACUUGGAGCGAAGUUAUAAUUCUUAACUUAAAUGACUUAGUUAUGACCUGGAUCAACUUUUUGUCACAUUGCUUGUAUAUUAUUAUAUUCAUGGUUAAGUACUAAACCCAUGGGAAUCAUACAGUGCCUGGGGAAUGGGAAGUAAUUAUCUUUAAUCAGAGAAAGGAGUGGUAGAUUAAUAACUUUAGAUCAAGAGUCCUUCAUCUGUAUCAAGGCAACCGUCUUCAGUGCUAGGGCAUAUGUAGUCUGAUUAGUAUAAGUUUUUUUUCUUACCAGGCAAUAGCCCUUCCAAUGCUGGGCCGCAUUAAUGUGAUGGUUGGAUUUUAGUGGUUGGUGCAAGGGCUAAGAGACUUUUUCUCUGGGAGGAGUGCCACUCUCACCAUGGGUUUCCUUUGAGGAAAGUGCCUUGAUGCCAGUGAAGGAAUCUUGAUUUAAAGAAUUGGACAUAGGAGAGAGGAGCUUAUGAUGAUAUUUUGGUCAACUUUCGGUCUGAUUUCGACCGAAAUGUCGUCGUAAACCCCUCUCUCCUAUGUGUGAGUUAUUUGUGUAUUGUUCCUUUUUGUUAUUUAAAGAAUUGGAGCUUACUCCCUUUCCUUGAAUAAAAUCUGAUUGCCUCCCAUUUCCCAAGGCACUGCUUGGCCUCUAUGGGUUGAUUGCUCCCCCUCCAUGAAAUAAAUAAGUAAAUCAUCAUAUGGUCCUUACCAGAUUGAUAACCCUGAAUCUCUCUUGAAAUAAAUGGUAGGGAUAUUCUCCUUUUCAUGCGUAUUAUAAGAGGCAACUAAAAUGCCAGGAGCAAGGGGCUUGUAGCCCCUUCUCCUGUAUACAUUACUGAGUUUAAAAAGAGAAACUUUCAUUUUUCUUUUUGGCCACUUUGCUUUGGUGGGAUACGGCCAGUGCGUUGAAAGAAAGAAUUUCCCUUUCAUCCUAAUUUGCUGACACUGCCAAUGACAUGGAAUGAAUUAUGGUUUGUGUAAUGUGAAAAAUAGAUUUUGAAUACAGUGGACCCCCGGUUAACGAUAUUUUUUCAUUCCAUAAGUAUGUUCAGGUGCCAGUACUGACCGAAUUUAUUCCCAUAAGGAAUAUUGUGAAGUAGAUUAGUCCAUUUCAGACCCCCAAACAUACAAGUACAAGCGCACUUACAUAAAUACACUUACAUAAUUGGUCGCAUUCGGAGGUAAUCGUUAUGCGGGGGUCCACUGUAAUUGUACUUUUUAUGUUAUGAUUUAUGUAAUAUGCUAGUGAAUUGGUUAUUGUUGUAGCACAUUGAUUUUGAUAGUUAAUUUGUUAAUGCUAGAUACAGAAUACAUUUAAAGCUCUGACCAACCAAACUCUUCUAGUUCUUUGUAAAUAAACCCAAAUGAGCCUGAUAAUAGGUAUACAGUAGCAGGGAUAAUGUUAUCAACUCUAGUCCUGUCAAUGUGAAAUUUACUGUGAGUUGAAUGUAACACAUUCAAGUUUAAAUGUGAUGCAGGAACUGAAACAUAGGACCAGACCUCAUGUUAUUAUUACUAUAAUAUUCUUUUCUUUAUGGGAAUCAGUUCACCCAUAAAGGUCAUAUCACCUAGGGAAUGGGAGAUAAUAGCUUUGAUUCAAGGCGAGGAAGGGUAGCUCCAAUUAGUCUGUAUUCAUUUCAAAACUUCAUGGGGAAGUGGAACAGAAUUCUUCCUCCAUAAGCCAUGCAUGUUGUAAGAGGAGACUAAAAUGCCAGGAGCAAGGGGCUAGUAACCCCUUCUCCUGUAUAUAUUACUAAAGUUUCAAAGAUAAACUUUUGUUUUUCUUUUUGGGCCACCCUGCCUCAGUGGGAUACAGCCGAUUUGUUGAAAGAAAGAAAGAAUUAAUUUCAAAAUUAUUACAUAUCCUUGGAUCAAGAGCACUUCACCAGCAUCAUGAGAACCCACCUUGAAGAACCAAGAUACCAAAAUGUGAAUUUUGAUUUAGUUGACUGGAAGGAAUAAUGCAAACCAUAAUAUCAUGUGUCUGACUCUAAGGAUAUCUGAUUAAAAUUGGAUUAGGGUUCCAAUCAGGAAAAUGAGGAGGUGGAUAAUGAGAGCUCUUAAAACAAGGGAGAUCGUGCCGGUGGUGACACUUCAAAUUUCUUGUGUUCUGUCACUUUAGUGUUGUUUACUAUUGACUUCUCUGUUCAUAACAGGAGAUAUAUCAGACCUGCCUAGCAUGGGCCACCAGGCCUGCUGCAGUUCUCCUUCUUUCUUAUGUUUUUAUAUCAGAGCUGGAAUAGGUACAGAGGUCAUUUACAGUCUGCAUAGAGUUAAUAAAACAUUUAAAUACUGGGAAUGCCCAUAAGUCCUAAAUGUGUACUUGCUGGAGUGGAGGAGAGAUACCUAAUCAUAUGUACACAGAAAGGCCCAUUGGCCUGGUGGCUAAAGUUCCCGCUUCACACACGGUGGGCCCGGGUUCGAUUCCCGGCGGGUGGAAACAUUUCGACACGUUUCCUUGCACCUGUUGUCCUGUUCACCUAGCAGCAAAUAGGUACCUGGGUGUUAGUCGACUGGUGUGGGUCGCAUCCUGGGGGACAAGAUUAAGGACCCCACUGGAAAUAAGUUAGACAGUCCUCGAUGACGCACUGACUUUCUUGGGUUAUCCUGGGUGGCUAACCCUCCGGGGUUAAAAAUCCAAACGAAAUCUUAUCUUAUCUUAGUGACUAGUCCUAAAUCAACAUACUUCCUUAACAACAUACUAGAGUAAGAGAUAGGGGAGAAUAUGUAAAAUGAGUCCAUUGAAAAGCAUGGGCAGAGUAGGUACAAUAAGAGAACACCAUAUUAACAUUCAUGGUCUCAGACUUUACCACUUUACCAGAAGAUAUCAGAAAUACCGCUGGAACACAUUUAGAGGUUUUCAAGAGAAUAUUGGACAAGUAACCCACACCAAGUGCCAGAUCAACCAGGCUGUGAUAGAAAUGUGGCCAGAAAUCUGAUGAACCGAUCAAAGAUAUAUCAAGGGUAAAGGUAUAACCGGUGGGUAAUUUGGUUCAGACAUGUUUACCAGGUCGAGGAUGAUAUGGUAGAAGGUCUGUGAUAUCUUGGCUCCAGGCUUAGUUCUCUGCUUAACUCUUGAAUUUUCUUUUAUGUUUGUCAGUAUAAAUUUCAGAUUUCACCUAUUUAAUUUUAUUCUCUACUAUUUACUGUCAAACAGGUUUUGGUGCAGUAAUACAGUUGCAUUUCUUUAAUCUGAAAUGUUUGUUGCAUUGAGUCUUCCAGACUAAGUUUUCUCAUAAUAUAAUGGCCAUUUUAAACUUGACCAUUUUCUCUUCACCCCUACCCACCCGAAAAAAAAAAAAAUAAUGGAGAUAUAAUGGCUGAAAAUAUAAAGACAUAUGUAUCAAUUAGGCAAAACCUGCCAAAGAAA
Messenger RNA from Cherax quadricarinatus, 5998 nucleotides. Lineage: Eukaryota; Metazoa; Arthropoda; Malacostraca; Decapoda; Parastacidae. The record is from RefSeq and is a predicted model, not a curated record.